CUCGUUCCUAAACCCAACUCAACCGCACAAAGAACACGACACAACCAUGUCAACGCCUCCACUGCCUGCUUUCGUCGACUCUGAGGUCCUCAAGGCCCUUAUCGAGGACAAGACUAAGGUGCCUGGAAAGGAUUACCUCGUCAUUGAUGUUCGCGAUGAGGAUCGCGUGGGUGGCCACAUCCCCGGAAGUGUCAAUAUCCCAUCCAAACAGCUCCCGGACCAACUCCCAGCCUUGGUUAGACAGUACGCGGAUGUGCCGCAGCUUUUCUUCCACUGCGCACUAUCACAGAUUCGUGGACCCAAAGCAGCCGCGCGUUGGUCUGAGGCCGUUACUGAACGAGGUGGUGACAGCAGCAGCAUUAAGAUCCUGCGCGGUGGAUUUGGCGACUGGCAGCGCAAGCACAAGGACGACAAGAACCUUGUCGAGGCGUAUGAGGCUGAGUACUGGAUUGAGGACUAUUGAACGUGGUCAUUGGAACAGCCGAGCGGGCCGGUUAGGCUGGAUGAGGAAAUGUCGACAUUGUGGUUAUCGCCUUAUGGUGAUAGACAAAGCGGCAAGGACGACUCGCUGGCAUACAAGAAAAGUCAGUAAAAGUAAACACUCUAUUCCCACAUUGCAAAGAUGAUAGCAAUUGUACCUUCAAAUAAAAGACACCAUGUAAAGGAAA
Molecule: messenger RNA, 668 nt
Organism: Gamsiella multidivaricata
Lineage: Eukaryota; Fungi; Mortierellomycota; Mortierellomycetes; Mortierellales; Mortierellaceae
Product: Rhodanese-like domain-containing protein
Exons: 2
Coding region: 47-463 (138 amino acids)
Cellular component (GO): cytoplasm; nucleus
Molecular function (GO): protein tyrosine phosphatase activity
Source: RefSeq, a predicted model, not a curated record